AAGCAGACACUGAAUCUGUAGACACUUCAGCUGAGAGAGACAAACUGCUGGAUCAGGGCUGCCCUUUGACCCCAGUUCUCAUUACACUGGCUCUGAAAUGCUUUGCUUCCGCAUUAGCUGGGAGUUUAAAACAGAAACAUAUUCUCGUUUUUAAACAAAGUGUUAUUCUUUGCAUCCAACCUGAGGACCUUCAGGAAGUAAUAGCUGCAGUGAGGAACACAGAUAAUGAAAUGUAUUACAUUAAGGAAUUAUCCAAAGGAAAUGCUGAUGAUAAAAAAUUAAAGUGUUUGGGAAAUGAGUCUAAUGAUGAGGACUGGAAUAAAAGGGAGGAGGAAACACUUGCACACAACACAGAAGAGGAAUCAGAAGCCAGUUGGUCUAAACCGGACAAAAGCAAUACAGAGAGGAGAGUGUGUGAAGAGCGGGAUUUUUGGUCUAUUAUAAAUGAGAAAAAAGACAUUUUGAUGGAGGGUGAUGGAAGACAGAUCAUGUAUGCGGUUGUUACCUUGCAAGACUCAGAUGAGGUGAUGGUGGUCGCAUCAAACUGGUUGACCCCUGACAAGAAACAAAGUUACUGGCCCCCAUUCAAAUCAACGGAGAAGUGCAUGGAAGCUGUUAAGAACAGACUUGAACCUGAAACAGGAGGAAAAACAUGGGAGAAAAUAAAUAUUAGCUUUCACAAAGAUUAUGGGUUUUUUGAUGAGGCAACAGAGGGGCAAAAAGAAAUUAUAGAACUGAAAGAACAAUAUAAUCUAUUAGCUACUGGAUUCCCUGGCAUACUAAGACAAAGCACUCAAGACAUGUCAAAAAACCCAGUUCUUCCAACACCAUCUACAUCCAGAAGGCCAGCUGAUGGCAAGAAUGAUCUCCUCCAAAUGCUGAAAGACAUCAAGAGCACAGUUCAGGAAAACUCUUCUAUGUUAAAGAAACUACUGAAAGACAAUCCGUCUUCUGAAGCCCCCAGCAGUACCAGUUUACCCACUAGAGAUGUUAAAACAAGCCUUAAUCUGCCUCUAAGAACCAUUGAAGAUGUGCUCAGGACUGAAAGGGAGCUCAGUAAUACAGCGAAACGCCACAAAUAUGUACAAUAUCUGUCAAGGCUUGGAGGUUUUGGGCCAGAGGAUGUGAUUAAGAAUAUUAUGCAGCGCGUCCUAACAGAUGAUCUGGCUAAGGAGUUCAACUGGCAGGGGAGAGGAGAUAAAAAGCCCUUCUCUAAGCUUAUUUUAGCAGAUGUAAUCAAAGAAGCUGCAUCAAAACAAAGUGUAAUGAGGGCAGACUGUGAAACUGAAAUAAAAAAAUAUCUCUGGACCGGAAUUGAUCGAAAGAGAGUUUGUGGAGGUACUAAAAGAAAGCUUGAUCAAGAAUCGUCUGACUCUGACUCCAGCAUAGAGUCACCGCUGACAGAUAUGGAGAUCAUGUUGAAGGCAAAGCCAGUCAUGAAAAGAGUCACUGAUAACUUGGUCCACACAGUCAUUAUGCACAAAGACAUCAUGUCAAAGAUAAAUAAAAUGAAUAAUGUCAGCAAAAAGGCAACCAUUGGGAUUUUUGGAAAAUCAGGAGAAGGGAAGAGCUCCCUAUUAAGUGCAGUCCUGGGGACAAGGUAUCUACUGCCAUCUGGUUGUUUUGGUGCCUGUACAGCCGUUGUUACUCAGGUGGAAGCCAAUCUGACUGACUCCAACUACACAGCAGAAAUUGAACUCUUCUCUAAUGAGGAGUGGGAGAAAGAGCUCAGAGAUCUUUUCAGAGUUUUGUCAGAUGAAAGUGAGGACAGGGAUGAUGACAUGUUGGAAAUUGCUGUAGAAAAGAUCACUGCGCUGUAUGGAGAUGAUGCAGACAAGAAAACAUUAGAAAAGCUCAAGAACGAUGACAAAUUUUCUGAGAUUAAAGACUUUUUGUCUAUUAAUAAGAGAACCAUCUCAAACAACGAUGUCUCUAAAUUUUCCAGUGAUGUUGCGCCUUACAUUCUCCACAGUGAAGCCAGUACUGGUGGCUGGUACUGGCCGCUUGUGAAGAGUGUGACCUUUAAGGUUCCAGAUGGUCAUGACCUUCUGGAACACAUUGUGCUUGUUGAUAUUCCUGGCACUGGAGACUGCAACAAGUUAAGAGAUGACAAGUGGAAAUCUAAACUGAGAGAAUGCUCUUUUGUGUGGAUUGUAAGUGAUAUCAAGCGAGCAACCACCGACAAAGACCCCUGGGGGAUUUUAAAGCACUGCAUUGAAGAACUGGGACCAGGAGGAGAAUGCAAAAGAAUCAACUUCAUCUGUACAAAAACGGAUGAUAUCAAUCCACCAGCCUAUAUAAGAUCUGCACGGCUUACUAUAUCAGAAGACAAGGAUCAGAAAAAGGUGUGCAUACUUCAUAGAAAUGAACAUGCCAAGACAAGAGUCAAAGACAAGUUUGAAAAUUCUGAAAUCAAGAAAAGAUUCAGCACUGAUGAUAAUUUGCUUAAUGUCUUCACCGUAAGCUCCAAAGCCUUCUUCGAACAUGAUUUAAAUAUGGAACCUAGUGAAACAGAAAUCCCAAAGUUACGGGAUGAUCUGAGGAUUCUUAACAAGAACAUUAACAGAGAGCUGACCAGUGAUUAUGUCAAUGAAGCAAGGGGAGUUUUGUCCUUGAUCCAAAGUGUCCAGCUGGAUAGAGACAAGAAAACGGAGGAGACAAAAGUCAAAGUCUGCAUGGAAUUAGAAAAUAACCUAAAGAAGGCACUGAAUGAACUGGACAGUCGUUUUGACACCAUUUAUACUAAUCUGGAGAAGUUUCUCUCAAGGGGAGUGGAGGAAUCAGUGCAAUUAUGUGUUGCUUCCACAAAAGCAAUUGUAGCCCCUGAUAUUGAUAAAAGAGGAUUCCAUAAAAUCCUUCAAGCUUUGUGCAAGAACGGUGGAUGCUACUGGUCAAAAAAUUGGGACGUAAUCAUAGAUCUGAACAGGCAAUUGGCAAAACACUUGCAAGAAUAUAUUAAUGAAUAUUUCAAUCUGAUUUUCCCUGUUACUGGAACAACAUUGAAGUCAGUGCAAGAACAGAUUGACAAGUUCAGUAUCAUCCAGAGUGACCCUGGAUCUCCCAUAUUACAUCACAUUCAGAACUUCAUCAAAACAGAGGAAACUAAACUGAAGGCAUCACUCAAAAGAGAGGUUGUUGAUAGAAAGAAGGACAUCUACUCAUCAAUCCAAACAACCAUUGAGAAGCAAAUGUCUCCUUACUAUGAACAAGCUGCAGCAGUGACUGGAAUCGGAUCCAUGAAGAAAAGGCAGGAACUGCUCAUAACCGCAGUCGAUGAGAUAAAACAUGACAUGUUCAACAAGGCAAAAUUUGAAAUGCUUAAAAAUUUCAACAAUUUAAAGCUGCAGAUAAAGGAUUUUCUUGAAUCAAGACUAAAGAGAUCAUUGCAACUCUCACUGUCAAAAAUCAGCAAUGUCAAAAUGAUGGAUGUCUCAAGAGAGAUCGAACAGCUGGAGAGACUUGCAGAGCAACUGUCAAACUGAGGUCAUCAAGCAACAAAAAGCCCAAAAUAUGAAGAACUAACAGAUGAACUAACAUGAAUUUCAGUAAAUGUUUUAAAUAGUUUUACAUUAUAUAGAUCUUCUUCCUUUACUCACAUUGGUAUUUGUAGUGGUUUUAAAAUUAUUUACUUUCAUCAAAUUUGUCUGAACAUUGUGUUUUAUUUUAGAUGAAAACUGCAUGAUGCACAAACUGUGUGUUGAUUUAUUGCCCUUUUUUAUUACCACUUUUUAUCGUUACAGCAAUAAAUGGAAAUGCCAUU
Molecule: messenger RNA, 3760 nt
Organism: Pimephales promelas (fathead minnow)
Lineage: Eukaryota; Metazoa; Chordata; Actinopteri; Cypriniformes; Leuciscidae
Source: RefSeq, a predicted model, not a curated record